AUGGCCGCUGAACAACGCCGUGUCGGUCCACCCUGUGAUGAGGAUGUUUCCGGACUCCAACUUCAGGAACUACCACUGGCAACUGGCAACGGCACCAUCUUAUGCGACGUAUCCACCCCUUCCCAUCGUCCAUUCGUGCCACCAUCUCUCCGCCGCAAAGUUUUCUCCUCCCUGCACAAUCUGUCUCACCCCGGGAGUCGAGCAACCGACAAGCUGGUUUCCGACCGCUUCGUCUGGCCUGGUAUGCAUAAGGAUCUCAAGGCAUGGACACCGGCUUGCAUCGCCUGUCAACGGAGCAAGAUCCAGCGGCACAACAAGGCCCCCAUUGGCACCUUCCCCGGCCCUGGUUCAAGGUUCAGCCACGUUCACCUGGACAUUGUAGGCCUCCUGCCUCUGUCCAAUGGUUGUUCCUAUCUCCUCACCUGUGUGGAUCGGUUCACUCGGUGGCCUGAAGCAAUUCCCCUGCCUGACAUUGCUGCUCCAACGGUGGUCAAGGCUUUUCUCAGUCGUUGGGUUGCUAUCUCUGGUGCACCCUCCACAAUCACGACUGACCGUGGUGCCCAAUUUGAGUCUAAUCUCUUCCAGUCUUUACUCUCCUUUUUAGGCUGUACCCGCAUCCGGACGACAGCCUAUCAUCCGGCAGCCAACGGGAUGGUCGAGCGGUUUCACCGCCAGCUGAAGGCCUCCCUACGCGCCGCAGCCGAUCCGGAGAACUGGACGGAUCACCUUCCCCUGGUCCUCUUGGGCAUCCGCUCCGCUCUCAAGCCGGACCUUGACUGUUCCGCAGCUGAACUGGUGUUCGCCUACACCGUCCGACUCCCCGGUGAGAUGAUCUCGCCAACCCCUCAAGGUGCAGUUGAGGAUCCUACUAACCUCCUGCAUCGUCUCCGGCAGUUUAUGCGGACACUUUCUCCGGUUCCUCCCAGGUCCUCCGCCUCUCCGUCUUAUCUCGAGAAGGACUUGGCAACGUGCUCUCACGUCUAUCUCCGAUGUGAUCGAGUCCGCCGGCCUCUUGAACCGUCCUACGACGGCCCCUUCCGAGUUAUCUCUCGUGGGACGAAGAACUUCCGCAUCCAACGCGGCACUCGCGAGGAGGUCGUGAGCGUGGACCGUCUCAAAGCUGCCGUCCCGGACACUCCUCCGGAUGAGCCCUGUGGUCCCCUACCCCCUGCUCCGCCUCCCCGACCCUCUAUCCCUCCGUCCCGUAUAUUUCCUCUGCCCUCAUGUCCACAAUCUCCAACUGCAACUACUCCUUCAUCAACCAACAACACUGUAACAGCGAGCCAUACUCACUCUACUCUUGUGCCCCCUGUAUAUAUCACCCGUAGUGGACGCCAUGUUCAUUUUCCUGACCGUUUGAUUACUCAUGUUUUUUAG
Molecule: messenger RNA, 1377 nt
Organism: Spirometra erinaceieuropaei
Lineage: Eukaryota; Metazoa; Platyhelminthes; Cestoda; Diphyllobothriidea; Diphyllobothriidae
Source: the annotation of a GenBank genome assembly